UGACGUCGAAUUAGUCAUCGAGCAAAACAAAAGUGUCUGGUUGAAGAUAUUCUGAGAUUUUCUCAAAUUUUUUCCUUACAAAUUCUGUGAUUCCACCACUCAAAUAGUCUAAAAAGAUGAAUCGCUUGUUUGGGAAGGCCAAGCCCAAAGAACCUCUGCCCAGCAUCAAUGAUUGCAUCCAGGGAGUUGACGCUCGGGCGGAUUCUGUGGAGCAGAAGAUCAGCAAGUUGGACACGGAGCUGCGCAAGUACAAGGAUCAAAUGGCAAAGAUGCGAGAGGGUCCGGCCAAGAAUGCUGUGAAGGCAAAGGCAAUGAGAGUCCUGAAGCAGAAGAAGAUGUAUGAGAGUCAAGCAGAGAAUCUGAGAAAUCAGUCUUUCAACAUGGAGCAGGCAAAUUAUGCCCACCAAACGCUGAAGGACACUCAUGCAACUGUGGCAGCUAUGAAGGAUGGCGUGAAGAGCAUGAAGAAGGAGUUCAAGAAGAUCAACAUCGAUCAAAUUGAGGAUAUCCAGGAUGAGAUGGCGGAUAUGUUGGAGCAGUCGGAUGAUGUUCAGGAAGCCCUCGGGCGCACCUAUGGCAUGCCAGAACUUGAUGACGACGAAUUGGCGGCAGAACUGGAGGCCUUGGGCGAUGACAUCGCUCUGGACGAUGAUUCGAGCUAUUUGGAUGACGUCGUGAAGGCUCCAGAGGCGCCGGACAAGGAGCCCGGGGCGGACAGUGUGGUGAAGAACAAGGAUGGCAUCCCGGUGGAUGAAUUCGGGUUGCCCAUGAUCCCAGCCUCUAUGAAGACCACAUAAACUGUCCAGAGGUGAGCAUAUUCUUGUAUUAUAUGUCUUGUUUGUCAGUAGAGAUCAAAUAUGUUUCACUGAGCUUUGGAAUACACAAUAAAA
Messenger RNA from Phlebotomus argentipes, 890 nucleotides. RefSeq names its product charged multivesicular body protein 5 (gene Vps60). Gene Ontology annotation, biological process: vesicle budding from membrane; late endosome to vacuole transport via multivesicular body sorting pathway. Lineage: Eukaryota; Metazoa; Arthropoda; Insecta; Diptera; Psychodidae. The record is from RefSeq and is a predicted model, not a curated record. Gene Ontology annotation, cellular component: multivesicular body. The transcript has 2 exons. Bases 117 to 797 code for a protein of 226 amino acids.